Syzygium oleosum is the source of this 4366-nucleotide messenger RNA. Its product is annotated as putative E3 ubiquitin-protein ligase LIN. The transcript is spliced from 15 exons. Lineage: Eukaryota; Viridiplantae; Streptophyta; Magnoliopsida; Myrtales; Myrtaceae. Gene Ontology annotation, biological process: protein ubiquitination. Bases 1 to 4068 code for a protein of 1355 amino acids. The record is from RefSeq and is a predicted model, not a curated record. Gene Ontology annotation, molecular function: protein binding; ubiquitin-protein transferase activity.
AUGACCGCCGCCGCAACCGCGGUGCCCUCCGAGAUCCUCCGCCUUUCCGCCGCCUUCCUGUCCGAAGCCCUCUCGCAGGCCGAGCUCCGCCGCAGGAUCUUCUCCGCCUUCCGCCGGAGGCUCCCGCAGCCCAACCCGCUCCUCCGGCCGCUCGAGCUCGCCGCCGAGACGGUAGAGAAUGCCAUCUCCACCGUGAACCCUUCCGUCCGGUCCUCCUCCCUCCACCUCGCGGAGAAGCUCCUCCUCUCCCACCCAGAGUCCUCCUUCUCCUCCUUCCUCCUGUCCCUCAUCUACUCCCUUCGGGAUCAGCCUCGUGACGCGGUUCUCCGCCUGAUCGAUGUCUUCUCCUCCGAUCCCUCCCUCGCUCGGUCGGAGAUCGCGCCAGCAAUCUUUGAGGACCUCUUCCUGGUCCACCUCAUCCCCGUGCUCGAGUGGUUUAACGACCAGAGGUCGAAGAUCAUGGCGAGUUCAGGCCCGGUUCAUCUCGAAAGCCAGCUCAACGACGACUUCUCGUGCGACAUGUCGGUGGUUCUUCCAUGCACGAAGGUGCUCUCAAAGAUGAGCGGAGACCAGGCGGCGAAGCUGAAGGAGCUGGAAAGCAACUACGAGCGCGUGAUCGACGAGAACUGUGCGGUCUUUGCAAGGUACUUCAGGGAAGUCCUGAAGAGCGGAGACGGAGGCAGGGCAGUGAAGCCGCCGCCUGUGGUGGUGGAGAAGAGAGGGAGGGUUGACGUGCUGGAGGAGGAUGAGGAGACGACGGAGGACCGGACGGCGGAUUCAGAGGCGAGCGGCUUCAACCAUGGACGCUAUAACCCAAUAUGGGCCGAAGGUGACCGGUCAGUUGAACACUAUAGCAUCGGUGGGAGCAGCAGCCACUCGCCAUCUUAUUCUUAUCCUCAAAGGGUCUCUGCAGCUUCACUCGCCGGCACCGCCACCGCUCCGAAGAGCCAGAAGAGGCCUCCCCCCGCCGUCGGAUCGACGCCAUUUCCUCCGGCGCCGCCCACUUCCACUUCAGAUUCCGAAACCUCCGGCUCCUCGUCAGAAGGAGACGAUUCGGCCGCAGGGUCUUCUUCCGAAUCCGAGGCCGAAGACGAGGAAAGGAACAGGAGCAUGGCCUUGUUCGAGCCUAGGAAAGCCCAUCCUCAGAAACCAACGGAUUCCAAUCCUGCAGAGCCGAGUUGCCCCCCGGGACGCCUCAUGGCAGAGUCCGAAAACCCUCCUGGUGGUGGAAAACAGACCCCUCCUAAAGACUUCGUUUGUCCCAUAACGAGCAACCUCUUCGACGACCCGGUGACUCUAGAGACUGGCCAGACGUAUGAGCGCAGAGCGAUCCAAGAGUGGCUCGACAGGGGGAGCUCGACGUGCCCGAUCACGCGCCAGAAGCUGCAGAGCACUCAGCUCCCCAAGACGAACUACGUGCUCAAACGCCUUAUAGCGAGCUGGCAGGAGCAGAACCCCAGUGCCGUUCUGGACAAGUCCGAGAAUUAUAGCCUGGAGGUUACGCCGAUUGUGAAGCCGAUGAUGCACUCGACCUCGCCAAAUAGUGUCAUCAGCCAAGCAAGCCUCGAUGGAACGGUGAGCGAGCUAAGGCAUAGUAUCAACAAGCUCUGUAUGUCGGAGGUCCUGGAGGAGUCCGAGAUGGCCGUCCUCCGGAUCGAAAAAUUCUGGCAGGAGGCCAGUUUGGGAAUCAACAUUGUGAACAUGCUCUCGAAGCCUCCCGUCGUAAACGGGUUCGUGGAGAUCCUAUUCAAUUCUGUGGACACCAGGGUCCUGAGGGCAACGGUUUUCCUCCUGUGCGAACUGGGAUCGAGGGAGAAAUCUGUUGUUCAAACGCUCACUCAGGUCGACUCCGAUGUGGAUGGCGUAGUUGCUCUGUUGAAGAAGGGUCUGCUGGAGGCCGUCGUGCUGAUAUACCUGUUGCGGCCUUCGGUGAUCAGCCUCAUAGAAAUGGACAUUAUAGACUCCCUGUUAGUGGUCAUCAAGAAGAGCCCGGACGAGUUGAUGUCAAUGUGCUUAAAGCCAAGGACAGCAUCGGUUCUUUUGCUAAGACAGAUUCUCGGGGGCUGCCAGGAAUACAUGGCGGCUGCAAUGACUAUCAAGGUAAUAUCAGCAGGCGUUAUCGACAGUAUCAUAGGGAGUUUGGACGCAGAAUGGUCUGAGGAGAGGAUGGCUGCAGUCGUCGUCUUAUCGAAAUGCAUGCAGGAAGAUGGGAAGUGCAGGAACAUGAUCGCAGAUAAAGCUGAGUUAGCUCCUGUACUAGAAAGUUUCGUAGGCGCAGCUGAUGCAGAGAGAUUUGAGAUAGUUCAUUUUCUCUCCGAGCUAGUUAGGCUAAACAGGAGGACAUUCAAUGAGCAAGUUCUUCACAUCAUAAAGGAUGAAGGUGCCUUCAGUACCAUGCACACUUUCCUUAAUUAUCUGCAGACGGCCCUCCAAGAACAAUGUCCUGUUGUAGCCGGUCUCCUUCUCCAGCUGGAUCUACUGGCAGAGCCUAGAAAGAUGAGUAUAUACCGGGAAGAGGCGAUAGAUACCCUUAUUUCAUGCCUCAAAAAUACCGACUUCCCUGCUGCCCAAAUGGCUGCUGCCGAGACAAUCGUGUCGUUACAAGGGAGGUUCUCUGCAUCUGGAAAGCCCCUUACCCGGCCUUUCCUUCUAAAACGUGCGGGACUCGAGAAGAGAUAUAGAACUGUAAUGCGAAUGGAGAAUCUCGGCAACAGCAAUGUCGAAUUUGAGGAAAGUCUGCGAGAAGAAGAGAAGGCAGCUGAUGAUUGGGAAAGGAAAGUAGCAUAUGCUCUGGUAAGCCAUGAAUUCGGUCUGCUUUUUGAGGCCUUAGCAGAAGGCUUAAAAAGCAGAUAUGCAGAUUUAUGUUCAGCAUGCUUCGUGUCUGCCACAUGGCUCGCGCACAUGCUUGGCAUUCUCCCGGAUACUGGGAUUCGAGGAGCAGCCCGAGUUUGCCUGCUCAAACGGUUCCUGCAAAUAUUCAAGUCAGCAAAAGACGUUGAAGAUAAAGCCCUUGCUAUGCUCGCUCUAAACAGCUUCAUCCAGGAUGCUGAGGGUCUGCGUGAUCUAGCUCCCUCGAUGAAGGAUGUCUUGAAAGGUUUGCGGGAGCUGAAGAAGCACUCUCCUUUUGCAUUCGAGAUGUUGAAAGUUCUCUCCGAAGGAAGUGAAUCUAGUGCUGACCUCUGGAAUCACAAGGAAUUAGUUCAAGUUGAUUGCAGCCACAGCGGAGAAGUUCUGUCGAUAGUUUGUUACAAGGACAUUAUAUUUUCUGGCCAUUCUGAUGGCACGAUAAAGGUAUGGACGGGGCGGGGAAGCAUUCUUCAUCAAAUCCAAGAAGUACGAGAACACACCAAGGCAGUGACCAGCCUGGUGAUAUCACAAUCUGGAGAAAGACUGUACAGUGGUUCUCUCGACAAAACGACAAAGGUGUGGUCUAUUGGCGAUGAUGCAAUACAUUGCGCUGAAGCACAUGAUAUGAAGGAUCAGGUUCAUAAUCUGGUCGUGGCUAAUAGUAUCGCGUGUUUCAUUCCACAAGGAACUGGUGUAAAGGUUCAGUCAUGGAACGGGGGUUCAAAAUUAUUGAAUCAAAACAAACAUGUUAAGUGCUUGUCUCUUGUGCAAGGAAAACUGUAUUGCGGAUGCCUUGACAGUAGCAUUCAGGAAAUCGAUUUGGCAUCGGGGACACUCAACAGCAUUCAGAGUGGCUCUCGAAAAUUACUCGGAAAAGGAAAUCCAAUCCACGCACUCCAGCUUCACAGUGGAUUGAUAUAUUCAGCCAGCUCUUCCUUGGAUGGAGCAGCCGUUAAGAUAUGGAACGCUUCCAAUUACGAGCUCGUAGGAACGCUGCCAUCAACAGCGGAUGUUCGAGCUAUCGCAGUGAGCUCGGACCUCGUUUACUUGGGCUGCAAAGGUGGAAUAGUGGAAGUCUGGUGCAAAGAGAAGCAUCAGAGAGUAGAGGCACUACAGAGCGUAACGAAUGCCAAGAUUCACUGCAUGGCCCUUAACGGUGACGAAGAGUUCUUGGUGAUCGGUACAUCGGAUGGGCGGAUUCAGGCAUGGGGUUUGAGCUGAAGAGAAGCCGCGGCUUUUGUUGAUCGGUGUGGAUAGACAAGAAAAUCGAAGACUAAUAUGACCCGUGAAAUUCUUUUUUUCCCAUCCAAUAAGCAUCCUCAACAAAGUUAGCAUGCAUGUUCUUGAUAAUUUGACUGUAUAUAGCUCGAGUUCAAUAACGGAUACUGUCAGAAAAAUCCAUUCUUCAUCCAUUGAAUAGAUUGGUGCUUGUAAACAAGGACCAUGAAACCCUUUGACGUUAACAGCAUUCUUUAGAUCAUCAGUAGAACCGUAAAUAACCAGUCGCUCGCAUUACAUC